Molecule: messenger RNA, 669 nt
Organism: Fibroporia radiculosa
Lineage: Eukaryota; Fungi; Basidiomycota; Agaricomycetes; Polyporales; Fibroporiaceae
Exons: 6
Coding region: 1-669 (222 amino acids)
Source: RefSeq, a predicted model, not a curated record
AUGUCCCACGGAAAACAGUUCACCCUGUAUACAACCACGCGUGGCCCUAACGGAUGGAAAGUUGAAUUUGUGCUGACGGAGCUCGGUCUGUCCUACGAGAGCAUCCAUCUCCAAUUUGGCGAGAUGAAGCAGCCCAGUUAUACCAAGUAUAACCCGAACGGACGUAUUCCCACAUUGAUCGACCACAAAAAUAAUGACUUUACCGUCUGGGAAUCCGAUGCCAUCCUUGUUUAUCUUGUAGAGAAAUACGACACUGCUCAUCGUAUUUCUGCUGUGACCCCCGAGGACAAAAUCCAUCAACUUCAGUGGCUAUUUUUCCAAUCAUCUGGCCAAGGCCCCUACUUUGGACAGUUAUUCUACUUCGAUAAAUUUCACCCCGUAAAAAUACCUACGGCAGUAGACCGCUAUCGGAAGGAAAUCCUUCGGGUCUUUGGCGUCCUCAAUGGCGUACUGUCUAAGCAGGAAUGGCUUGUCGGCGGGAAGUACACCAUCGCUGAUAUUUCUUUCAUAUCUUGGAACGCUAUCGUGCUCGAUCCCGCUGCGGUCGACCUUGGUGUCAACGUGGAGACUGAGUUCCCCGCGCUGUACAACUGGAACCAGAAGCUCGUUUCGUUGGAGUCGGUCAAGAAAGUUUGGGCUCACAGGGAGGUUCUGCUAGCACAGGGGUAG